GGCUGGUGUGUGCUUUUGUUUUGUGGUAAUGCUGUAGCUGUAGUAAUACUUUUUUUUAAAUUCAGUUUUCUUGUACUGAAUAUUUGUUUUUUACUGAUUUUCUUUUUGUUGUCUGCUGCAGGUUGUCAAGUGAAAGGGCACACUCUGUUCCAGUCCACUCACCGUCACCAUGCUCUGCAAUGAAGAUCUCGAGUGUGUCGUGUGCUGCUACCAGUACACACGCAGUGACCGGAUCCCACGGAUCCUCCACUGCAAACACACCUUCUGCGCUGCCUGCUUGGAACAACUGUGCAAGAUGGAUGGUGUCAUCCGUACCAUCACCUGCCCCAUGUGCCGCUGGAUUACCUGCACCCGGGCCAGCCUGACGCUGCCAGGGGCCCUGUGGGUCAACACCGAGAUCUGGGACCAAAUUCCAAAGGUGCUGCAGGGCAAGCAGGAUGUAACAGAGGAUUUGAAAGACACAGAAGCCCAAUUAUUGAAGUCAACAUUGCCUUUUUCGGGAAAGUCUGUUUUCAUGUCCACACUCCAAAAAGUGUUCAGCUGUGUGCUGCUGCAAGCACAUGAGAUGACUGACUGCUGACAGUUUAAAGCUGCAGAAAGGACUAAUUUUCUCGUCAUGUUCGAGCACAACAGAGCUGUACAGCUCAAGACUCCAAGUGCAAACGGUGGCGUGUAAUGGACAGAUCUCAGGCGGUUUUGUCUCGUCAGGAGCUUUGAAUGAGUUUUUGGACUGCGCUGACUGGAGGUCAGGUUUUGUCUGUGAACUUAAAGUUCAAACGUUAACGUAAAAUACUGUUGUAUUGAUUUUUAUCACAAUGGGAAUAACAAUGGGAUAUCAAUAAUCCAGUGGUAUAAAGGAUGUAAUGUUUUGUUGUAUAUUUACCCGUUUGUUUGUGUAUUUUUGGUACUUCAGUAAGAAAACCUGCAUUAUUUGUGAAGGAUUCUUAUCCACAGAGUUCAGGCCAAGUCUCAUGAACAGUGUAUUUAUAUAUAUUUUUUUAUUUAACAUAACAUUGAACAAAGCUGCAGGUUUACUGAACUCAGACAUUUGUGCACAU
This is a messenger RNA of Larimichthys crocea (large yellow croaker), 1058 nucleotides long. Its product is annotated as RING finger protein 208. Lineage: Eukaryota; Metazoa; Chordata; Actinopteri; Sciaenidae. Gene Ontology annotation, molecular function: ubiquitin protein ligase activity. Bases 170 to 580 code for a protein of 136 amino acids. The transcript is spliced from 2 exons. The record is from RefSeq and is a predicted model, not a curated record. Gene Ontology annotation, biological process: protein ubiquitination.